CUCUCUCUCUCUAGAUUCCUCUCGUCUUCUAUUCGUUCUAGGGUUUCAAUUCCAGCGACCUGAGGUUCACAUAAAAUAACCCAUUACGAUUUAAAAAGCACACUCCCCAAUUUUACUCGGAACUAUUCCAUUUUGUUUCGAAUUCAUUUCUGUGGUGUGUGCAUAUGGCUUCAGGUUUAGAUUUAGGUUCAUCCAACCCUUUUCUUCACCACCUCCAGAGACCUGACCUUCACCUCCAAAACCCGCCGGAUUCUGAAGAUAAUGACCCCAACACCCCGACCCACUUCUCCGCCAACGGCAACAGGCUCGACCUCGUCUCGCCGUUCUCGGGGCCUGGCGACCUGGUCACCCGCAGGCCCAGGGGGAGGCCGCCCGGCUCCAAGAACAAGCCGAAGCCGCCGGUGAUUGUCACCAGGGAGAGCGCCAACACGCUCCGUGCCCACAUCCUGGAGAUAGGCAGCGGCCAAGACGUCUUCGAGUCCGUGGCGGUGUAUGCGAGGAGGCGGCAGCGGGGGAUCUGUGUCCUCAGUGGGGCCGGCACGGUCACAGACGUGAGCCUCCGUCAGCCGGCGGCUGCUGGCUCGGUGGUGGCGACUCUGCAUGGCCGGUUCGAGAUCCUCUCCCUGUCAGGGUCCUUCCUGCCGCCCCCAGCCCCACCUGGGGCCACCAGCCUUACGGUGUUCCUGGCAGGGCCGCAGGGCCAGGUCGUCGGGGGGAACGUCGUCGGCGCCUUGAUGGCCUCGGGGCCGGUCAUCGUGAUCGCAUCUUCUUUCACGAACGUGGAGUACGAGAGGCUGCCCUUGGAGGAGGAGGAGGAGGAGGAGGAGGCGAAUCCGAUAGAGCAAGGGGGUGGUGGCAGAGGGGUCAAUAACCAGUACCCAGAUCCUUCAUCAGGUUUGCCAUUCCUCAAUCUUCCACAGAGUAUGGCUCAUCAGUUAGCAGUUGAUGGGUGGAGUGAAAAUGCAGCAGCAAGGCAGGGUUAUAAUUGACCCACAUCAAAAUUACAUUAACCACAUCUUCUGUAAUCUUUCGCUUGGUGUCUGGAAGACAUUGUCUCUCUCUCUCUCUCUCUCUCUUACUGGUGUUCUUUUGUUGAUUCUUGUAAGUUUGAUAUUGGUGAUGUGUGAGGAAAGACUUGGGCUAAACUUUUGGAGUUUGAUCUCCUAA
Rhodamnia argentea is the source of this 1167-nucleotide messenger RNA. RefSeq names its product AT-hook motif nuclear-localized protein 23-like. The record is from RefSeq and is a predicted model, not a curated record. Gene Ontology annotation, molecular function: DNA-binding transcription factor activity; minor groove of adenine-thymine-rich DNA binding. The coding region runs from base 165 to 989 and encodes 274 amino acids. The transcript has a single exon. Gene Ontology annotation, cellular component: nucleus. Lineage: Eukaryota; Viridiplantae; Streptophyta; Magnoliopsida; Myrtales; Myrtaceae.